AUGGAACGUGCUCUAAAUCCUCAGCUGGAGGCGGAUACAAUAUACGAGAUAUACCGAUCGUGCAGGCUGUGCGGUGCGGGCGCUGGUUAUAAAAUGCCGAUCAUUCAAAACGUGAUCAUUGAUGAUUCGAGCAUUGAAUUGAGCAUAAAAAUACGCGAAUGCUUACAAAUAAAGGUACAUCAAGAUGAUAAGAUGCCGCCCCUGAUUUGUGAGCUGUGCGUGGAUAAAGUGAACGACUUCUAUGAGUUCCUGGAUAUGUGUAGGCGGACAAAUAUCAGAACCAGGCAGAGACUUGGCCUGCCUGUGAAUAUUAUGAAGACUGCUGAAAAUGCGGAUAGUAACACAUCCAUUCUGGGAGUGACGGAGCCUAUAGUUUUGAACGAUGACUCUGACGAUGACCUUCCCAUCAAAAAGAAAAGUGUAACGAGAGAUAAUGACAAAAAAAACAAUAAAUCUGUCAAAGCGAAAAAGGAAACAGUAACUGAAAAGAACGAGACCACACGUUCUAGCAGAAACAGGAAACGUAGCAAUGGUUCGUCAGAUCUGGAAGAAAUACCGUGUCGAGUAACUCGUUCCAGUUUAAAUGGCGAACAUAUAGAAAAACAAGCUUUAAAACAAUUAAAGAGCUUACUGAAAAAUCGUAACGAUGAAAAAAGUAUUAUUAAAACCGAAACAAAAGUGAAAAUUGAAAAUGAUUUAUCCCAUUGUGAUAGCGAUGAGGAUUCCUUGUUAGUUCCACGUGUGAAAAGAAUAAGGGAGGUCAAGUUAGAUAUUUUCCCGAAAUCCAAGAAAGUCAGAAUUUCAGAACCGCCCAAACCUUCAUCAAAAUCAAAGAAAAAGGUACAGCCUGAUAAAGAAGAUUUGCCAGUCCAUUCGCCUCUCCCGCACAGAAAGGCUAAAGUGCUCCUGACGAGACUGGAUUCUCCACCUGCGGCAGUGAAACCACCGGCAACUCCGUUUAGAACCACAAGGAAUAGUUUAUCGUGCUACAUCAGUGAUCCGCCCAAACUCCCCGACAGGUCUGUGAGUCCACCGAGACAGACCGAGAGGAACAGUAAAAGCUCACCCAAUCCGGCCAAGUUGAAAAGCAGAAGUGCAUCGCUCAGAACUUCUGUCACACCCGAGAACGCUUCGUUGUCAGUGAUUAAAAAGUGUGUAAUAUGCAAUCAAAAUUAUAACUCAAUCAAAUCCUACAACAAUCAUAUGAGAGUUCACGUACCAACGUACACGAAGUCGAUGUUGGCGUGCGACGCGUGUCGCGUGUGGUUCGUGGACAGCACCGAGGCGGCGCGCCACAAACAGCUGCACACAUCUGGAAGUUUGCCAUACAAAUGUCACAGAUGCACCGCUGAGUAUAAACUCGUUACAACAUAUGAUGAGCACUUUAAGAACGACUGCAUACCGUUCGACGAGGUGCCGGACGUCAAGUGCGAGGAUUGCUGGCGAUAUUUCGCUACGGACAACCUGCUCAUACAGCAUAACUGUGCCGGCGAGGACGGUCGACCUGGCGGGAAAUGUAUGAAGUGCAAAAGAAAUUAUGUACUACUGAAGAAUCUCAAAAAACAUGAAGAGACUUGUACAUUUAGAAGUAGAUUGUACGGGGCUACAGUCGACCCAGAAAUCGCAGCCAGGUUGAUGCCGGCACAAGUGAGGAUAUGCCGAUGUGAUGUACUGCUGAAGAACAUGGUCAAUGGACAUUAUGUGGUGUCUGGUGAUCUUGAUGAUUUCGGUCUCGACAAGAGCUGCUUCUAUCCAUACUCGGCGAGGAGCAUACGAGUUAAAGCCGAGCCGGUAUUGAAAAAUGACAACAUGGUGAACAUAACCCAAGACAUCACGGACGUUUUCGAUUCUGACACCGAGAUAUCUCGCUGGGACUCGGACAACAAUUCCAAUGGAACGUCAAAAGUCAAAACGUCAAAUUUUACAGCAAAACUGAAGCUGUCAAAUGAAAUUGAAGCACACGGUAAAGGCGACGCCUUUGACGCUGUCAACGACAGCGAAUUUGACUUAAGCAGCAAUAUUAAUUGCAUUAUCGAUGGCUUGGAUCGCGACGAAGAAAAUCGAUUAGUUGAUGAUAAAGAAAAAUCGGAUGCGGUAAUCGAUUUCGAUUGUCGAUCGAUCGAUACUGACGCGGGAUCGUUGAGUUUACUCGAUGAAACAACCAAAACUAUGAAUGAUGAUGCAAUUGUUCAUAAUGAUGAACUAACCGAUAGGAACAGUGAUAGUGCUCAAUUUGAUAACGGUGUUGAUGUUUCAGUGAUAAGUGAAAAAGACACAAAUGAGGUAGAACUAGGUGUAAAUGAGAACAGUGCGAUGAUUGCUUGUAAUGGGGCAGUAACAGACAGCAGUACUGGAAUUGAUAGUGCAGUUAUUAAUAAUAAAGUGUACGAGAAAUCGAAUAGUUUUGAUAUUGAAACUCUUUUGAACAAAACCGAGAGCUCGUCAAAAAGCUUCAGUGAAGAACGAAAUGGAAGCCCAUUUGCCCAACAAAUUGGAGACAAUCAAUUCGAGAUUAAUGAGAAGACUAAUUGUGAAGUCACUGAGGAGCCGGAACAUUGCAGCAAGAGUGCUGAUCAAAACGAUAAGAUAAACAUUGAAGAUCUGCUCGACGGUAAGCGAAUGGAACUGGACGAUACCUCAAAUGAUGAUUUCAAUUUCGAUGUGUAGCUUAGCUGGACGUGUAAAUCUCCAGAUCAGUGGCGGUGCCAUGCGAGACAUGGUUCUCAGGCCGCUAGUUAAGGAAUUGUAUUUUUUUGUUUUGUUUCCGGAAAUAAUUAAAACUACUUCAAUGGUUUCAUUUCGCGUUUAUGAUUGUCAAUAUAUUAUUAACAUUUCAAAAUCUGUAUACAUAGUUUUUGUAUUUACACCCAACUGCGAUGCUACUCAUUGGCAUUUUCAUAUUGUUGUAACUACCGUCUAAUGUUGCUAUUAAAAAAAAUAUUGUUUUAAUUAAAGUAAAAGUCAAAUGAUUUGCAGGAUUAAGUAUUGCGUAUGUAUUAAGUUUAUGAGUUGUAAAUAUUCCACAAUAUUAGGUCCUAUGUUCAUACAGUGUACCUAGUGUCGACUGUCGGUAAACAAAUUAAAAUCUGUACAACUAGUCUAUGGAAAUGCUUACUUAUAGGUUCACGAUUGACUCGUUAUGAAGGCAUGAUGUCGUGGCAGUAGCCUCAAGGUGUUAUUUUGGCUUCACUGCUACUACUGAGUGAGGUCACAAAGCUCAAAGUGAUGAGAGUAUGCUAACAGUGACCCUAGCGAGAGCAGUGCCUUGCUGAGACUACCACCGGAUCGGAAACGCGACCCACUGAGUAGAUCCGGCGAGAAACUCAGCUGUUUGUGUCUCUGCAGGUUAGAUGGCAUGUCGAACUCUUGAAGAAUCUGAGAAUAGGAACAUGUUUAACCCUUUGCCUGCAGUGUAGGUCACCGGUGCCCUACGCGGCGCACUGAAGUAACUAAUAAUAUUAUGAAUUUGUAAUUAUUGUUGGUAGGGUAUAUUUGUAAGUAGAUUACCAUGUUCACCAUAAACAGAGUUCGUUCACGCGUUAAUGAAGUAAAACAACAAAACAAAAAUAACUUUUAAAAAUACUUAUGACUUGGUUUUUUUUUAUCUUUUCUGUUAGAGUCUGCUGUACUACAUUUGUAAAAUUCUUAUAUUAAGAUUUACAAUUUUUAAUUGUUUUGCGUAGACAAUUAUUAGAACCAAUUAUAUAUUCAAUUUGUAUGUCUCAAAUCAUGGAUAUAAAUGAUCUUGUGUUUUUUCUGUUCCGAGUUGAAUGUAGCAUGUAUUUUUUUGUUUUUGUUUCUCUCGUUAUGUCGGUCACCAUUUUAUUUCUUGCAAUGAUUACAGAAACAGAACGAAGAAUCACUGAGUACUUGAUUAGAUGUAAAUAUUUUGAAUGUGUAAUUUUUAUAAAAAAAACUACCCCUGAAUGAAAUGUCACAUUAAUAGUCUAGAAUAUACUUUUGAAGUGAAACUUCUUUAGGCGCGUUGAAAGUAAAAUUUAACUCGCGACAGAUUCGUUACGGCUAGAGAUAAAAGACAAAAGUUGAGUGAGAAAAUAGAUAGAGCGUCUCGUGAACCACUCGACCGCGGAGAUAGGGAAAGGAUAAAGUGAGCUAGGUCGUUUCUCUUAUACACAGCAUUCCCUAUUACAAGAGAAAUUUCGUGCAAGUCUGAAAAUAAAGAACCGCAAUACUAGACACCGCAAAAGAAGUUUCACUUCUUUCACGUGCACCAAGUUACAAGCGCAACAUUUUUUUUUUAUUCUAUAAAUUUUGUACUUAUGAAUUAAGCAUAGAUAAAAAUAUUCGGUAAAAUCGACGUUAGGAUAGAGAGUUCCAUUAUUUAUUAAAAUCGUAACGAAUGAAUAUUCAGGUUGACCCUUAAGAGGUUAGUGAAGAACCCGCCUUAAGACAUGAGUUCUAAGGCGGUGGUAGGACCUCUGGGAGUUCGCACGGGUAGGUACCACCAACCCGUC
Molecule: messenger RNA, 4475 nt
Organism: Bombyx mandarina (wild silkworm)
Lineage: Eukaryota; Metazoa; Arthropoda; Insecta; Lepidoptera; Bombycidae
Biological process (GO): regulation of transcription by RNA polymerase II
Cellular component (GO): nucleus
Molecular function (GO): RNA polymerase II cis-regulatory region sequence-specific DNA binding; DNA-binding transcription factor activity, RNA polymerase II-specific; zinc ion binding
Source: RefSeq, a predicted model, not a curated record